Molecule: messenger RNA, 692 nt
Organism: Strongylus vulgaris
Lineage: Eukaryota; Metazoa; Nematoda; Chromadorea; Rhabditida; Strongylidae
Source: the annotation of a GenBank genome assembly
AUGGGAUUUUUUUCCGGUGCAGCAAAUGGCUGGUUGUGGUUGGAUGCUCGUCUCGAUCUGCUCAAUGUCUCGCCACUAGCAGGAGAUGUCUGGCCUCUACGGGUGGUAUCAGCGGCCCGACCACUUUUCUAUACAUCAUUCACAAUUAAGAGAAGAAAUAAAGCGACAAGCUGGGAUGGCUACGUAUUUGCACUUCUUCUACGGAUGCGCGGUUCAGUCGCAGAGAAUAAGAGGUUGAUGAAAAAUGAAGAAGGAGACGAGGCAGUUUUGCAUUGGGAGAUACGUCGCAGCGGUGGGAACGGCACUCAGGAGCUCAUUCAUAAAGUCGCCACCAAGUUCAGAGUUGUGCCUGAUUCUGUCUAUGCCCUCGUUCCUGUAGCCAAGGCAGUUCUGCAUUGGGAGAUACGCCGCAGCGGUGGUAACGGCACUCAGGAGCUCAUUCAUAAAGUCGCCACCAAGUUCAGAGUUGUGCCUGAUUCUAUCUAUGCCCUCGUUCCCGUGGCCAAGGUAAGAGAUCUUGGAUUAAACCUAACAUCAACAUUGUUAAGUAUGAUACAUAAAAGUAGCGGUAACACGCAUAUGCUUUUUUUUCUGAUUAUAAAAACUUUUUUCUUAGCUUUCGUUUGUGAAUACUAUCCGGGCAGUCCCUCUUUGAUUCAUUUUUCCCUCCUUCCUCCCCUUUUCGGAUAAAA